This is a messenger RNA of Parasteatoda tepidariorum (common house spider), 1458 nucleotides long. RefSeq names its product Fanconi anemia group E protein. Gene Ontology annotation, biological process: interstrand cross-link repair. The record is from RefSeq and is a predicted model, not a curated record. Lineage: Eukaryota; Metazoa; Arthropoda; Arachnida; Araneae; Theridiidae. Gene Ontology annotation, cellular component: Fanconi anaemia nuclear complex.
UUUGAUUGUUUUAUUAAAAAUAUCUGCUGAAAAACUUUUUAAAAACGAAACUUCUACUAAUAUUUAGAGUGCCACGCCACCUGGUCAUCCAAUCACAGCUGUUGUUUUGAUUGCUCCAAAAUUUUGAACGUGUUUUUGUUGUUAUACACUUCUUCAAGAUAGAAUGUUAAUUUAAAAUUUAUUGAAUUAAAAUAUUUUUAAAUACAGGAAAAAUUUAAGUUUUCCAAAAUUUAACAUAGCAUUUUCUCAAAGUUUCUUUUAGUAUGUAGUUAUUUUAAAAUAAAUAAAGUAAAAGUUAAAAUACCAUUAAAAAUAAGUAUAUGUUAUUAAUUUGAAAGCGAUUUCAUGACUAAAGUAUGUUCGCAAACGCACCAGCGCUUUUCGAGGUAAAAGAAAAUGAAAUUGUGUUUGAAGAGAUUUGCCACAAAUUGAAAGAUCACCCAUUUGAUUCACCUUGGGCCUUAAGUUUUCAAGUAGAAAAUGAAAAUAUCUGUGAAGUUGAAGAAAUAAAUGUACCCAUAAAUAACUUGAAAAUUAAAGAUGACGAAAUAAAACCGGAAGAUAAGUUGUCUAACAAUGAGACUCAUAUUAGGAAAUUCUUUCAGAUCGAAGAUAAUAUUGAUGAAGAAAAAUUUCUUCCUCUGAAAACAAGUUUAUUGUCUAUUCAAGAUACCAAUUCUGUUGAAGAAAUAGCUUCUAUUGAUUUACUUAGUAGUUUAACAUUAUCUCAGGUCCCACAUUUUUGUAAAUUUAUUGAAGAUGCAGUUUUGAAUGAAACAUCAUUAGCCAUUUUCCUAAACUCAAUUUCUAACUUGGAGAAGCCUUUGAGUAUUACAAUAACUUUAGCCAUUUUCAAUAAAAUUAUUUAUCCUAAAAUAUUAAGUUUUAAGUGCAGCAACUAUCGUAAUCUUUCUUCUUCAAUUAUGAAAUUUUUUAUGGUUCAUCCAAAAGCUAUUUUAGAAGGAUUAUUAAUUCCUUGUUUGAAAGAGCAUUCUUUAGAAACAUCACUUCAAGAAAUAUUGCUUAAAGUGGUUAAAAGUAACCUGUCUGAUGAACAUGUCACUUACUUUAUUCAGAAAAUUGUCAAUGAAGAUUUAGUCCCUGAAAAUACAUUUUUGGUUCUACAAACUCUUAUAGAAAAGAAGAUACCAUACAAUUGCAGUUUGCACAAUAUCUUAGCUCAUAGGAUGGAAAGUUGGGCUCCCACAUAUUCCUCCAAUAUGAAAUUUACCAAAGUUUUAACCAGCAUUUUGUCUAUAUAUGGAUCUGAGUUAUCUGAACAACAACUGAAAAUGUACAGUGAUAUUGUGAAAGCGAAUCAAACUAUAAUGAAAAGAGCUGCUCAAAACAUUUUGAAAAAGUUCAAGUUAGACUGAAGUUUUUCUAUUAAAUCAUAUAAACAAAUUGCUUAUGUGUAAGAGUUUAUUUUAUAAUAAAAAAACUGUUACAAAACAAAUA